AUGUCAAUCAAGCAGUGGAAAACCCCCCUCGAGGGCAUUGACUCCCUCCAGCUGACCGAAAUCCCCAUGCCCACCCCAGGCACCGACGAAGUCCUCGUUGAGAUCCACGCCGUCUCGCUCAACUACCGCGAUGUAGAAGUCACCAACGGGGAAUACACCCACCACAAAUCUGUCAGUCAAGCCGCCAUCGUCCCCUGCUCGGACAUGUGCGGGGUCAUCACGGCGGUCGGCCCCGCCGUCUCCAGCUGGAAGGUCGGUGACCGCGUGCUGUCGACCUUCUGCCCCGACCACCAGACCGGCCAGAUCACUGAGAAAGAGCUCAGUGGCAGCAUGGGCCUGCCGCUGGACGGCGUCUUGGCUACCCACCGUGUCUUUCCUGCCUCCGCGCUGGUGCGUGCCCCGGCUUACCUGACUGACAAUGAGGCCUGCACGCUGCCUAUUGCGGCUGUCACCGCUUGGAUGUCUAUCAAUGGUAUGCGACCUAUGGGUCAGCCCGAUGGUGAGGGCGAGUAUCUCUUGGUGCAGGGUACGGGUGGUGUUGCUAUCGCGGGUCUGCAGAUUGGGAAGGCUUCUGGCAUGAAAGUGAUUGUGACAUCCUCAUCGGAUGACAAACUCAAGCAAGCCCGUGCUCUCGGCGCAGACCACACCAUCAACUACCGCAGCACCCCCGAGUGGGCCCCAGCCGUCAUGGCCGCGACGGGCAACCACGGCGCGGACGUCAUCCUCGAGACGGGCGGAGCGCAGACGCUCGGACAGAGCUUCGACUGCGUGGCAUUCGGUGGCCUCAUCGACUGUAUUGGCUACGUCUCCGGCAAGAUGGACACCGAGGGGACCCGUCUGAACACGAACCUGCUGGCGCUGCGCCGCAAUGUCACUCUCAAGGGGAUCAUCAACGGCCCCAAGGACCGGUUCGAGGAGAUGCUGCGCUUCUACGAGGCGCGGGAGAUCCGGCCGGUCGUGAAUCGCGUGUUUGGGUUUGGGGAGGCGAAGGAGGCGAUGCGGUUUUUAGAGAGUGGGAGUCAUUUUGGGAAGGUUGUCAUUGCCGUGUAG
Aspergillus campestris IBT 28561 is the source of this 1050-nucleotide messenger RNA. RefSeq names its product zinc-dependent alcohol dehydrogenase family protein. The transcript is spliced from 3 exons. Gene Ontology annotation, molecular function: oxidoreductase activity. Bases 1 to 1050 code for a protein of 349 amino acids. NCBI's taxonomy places the organism in Eukaryota, Fungi, Ascomycota, Eurotiomycetes, Eurotiales, Aspergillaceae. The record is from RefSeq and is a predicted model, not a curated record.